GAACAAUCGAACGACGACAGUUCGGGCAUCGGCGCCAGUUUUUCAUGAAAAUCCACAAGUUUUGAUUUUGUUUUGUGAGGACUCUGUGAAAAUAUGUUAACGGGAUGGAGGUUGACGAUUUCAAAACUUUUCCUUAUACCACAACGGUACAUAUUAGGAAUAAUGGGAUUCCUGGCAGUUGUAAACGCCUACUCGCUUGAGAGUCUCACUUAACAUCGCUAUCACUGAAAUGGUAGCCCCAAGUUCUUCCAGCUUCUAUGAUCCCGACUCGUGUCCAUCAGAAAACGCCAAUAAAUCACACAACUCAGUAACGAACCAAGAUCUUCUCUACGACUGGGACGAAACAACGAAAGGACUUAUACUCAGCUCCUUCUUCUGGGGCUACGUAGUGACCCAUUUACCAGGCGGCGUGCUGGCUGAAAAGUUUGGAGGGAAGUAUUCUCUGGGUCUCGGAAUAUUAUCUACUGCUGUUUUUACUCUCAUAACACCUUGGGUUAUCCGAUCUACUAAUGGAAACUGGAAAAUUUUGGUGGCUUUGAGGGUCAUCAUGGGACUUGGAGAGGGAACAACCUAUCCAGCACUCAAUGCUCUUCUGGCAAAGUGGGUACCGCUUCAUGAGAGAGGCAAAAUCGGUACAUUAGUUUAUGCAGGCAGUCAAAUUGGUACUAUUGUGAGCAACAGUAUCAGCGGAGCUUUGAUCAAUGCAACUAGAGACUGGUCUUCAGUGUUUUAUGUAUUUGGAGCAGCUGGAGUGAUCUGGUAUAUACUUUGGCAAUUACUGUGCUAUUCGGAACCAGAGUCGCAUCCGUUCAUCAGUGACGACGAACGAACUUACCUCAAAAAGGAAUUGGAAAAUGUGUCGGAGGAAAAAAGAAAAAUCCCAUGGAAGGACAUCUUUACCUCUCCACCAUUGUUAGCACUAGUAGCUGCCCAGAUAGGCCACGAUUGGGGAUUCUUCACUAUGGUCACUGAUCUACCAACCUAUAUGAGCGAUGUCCUGAAAUUCAAUGUUAAAGAGAAUGGAAUUUGGACUUCCGUACCCUACAUGGUCAUGUGGCUGGUGUCCAUGGGAUCUGGAUGGUUAUGUGACUGGUUAGUGUCUGCAGGUUAUAUGAAGAUUACUUUUGCGAGAAAGUUCUUCACUUCAAUAGCUUCUGUCGGUCCAGCAAUCUUCAUCAUGGCUGCAUCAUAUUCCGGAUGUGAUCGCUACCUAACAGUCGCGAUGUUUACAGUCGCUAUGGGUUUUAUGGGUCCCUUCUAUUGCGGAAUGAAAGUUAACGCCUUAGAUCUGGCCCCCAAUUAUGCUGGAACAUUAAUGGCUAUUGUAAAUGGAAUUGGUGCAUUUACUGGAAUUAUUGCACCCUAUCUAGCAGGAGCUUUAACAGAAGACCACACUUUGAAACAAUGGCGUACAGUUUUCUGGAUAACAUUCGCUAUCUUCAUGGCAACAAACAUCAUCUACUGUCUUUUCGGUAGUGGCGAAGAACAAGAUUGGAACGAUCCAGCUAAACGUAAACAGCAGGAACUAGAUUCGAAAUAUGGCAGUAUCGCAAACAAGACUUCUAAGCCAGAAAGUUCACUCGAAAACUCAACAGUUUGAUGUAAUUGUAUUUAUUUUAAUUUUGUAACUAAGCCAGAGAUGGAUCUCACGAAAAAGAAAACCUAGGUGUACAAAUAUGAUAUGUAGUGUUAGAUAUUUCUCUCUGGUAGAAUUUUUUUACUUAACUGGUACAAAAAUAACGUGCAUGAGCUAAAAGAGUCCCUGAUAAGUAUAUGAAGAUCGUUAGAGAUCUUUAUAAGGGUGUAAUAACUAUUGUUAGGACAUCUGUAAUAGAGACUGAUAUAUUUCACUUGAUAGUAGGAUUGUAUCAGGGCUCACUACUUAGUCCUUAUCUAUUUCCUUUAGGUUCAGUGAAUCAGAUUACAAGAAAACUACAGGGCAACAUUUCUUGGUGCUUUUGAUGUAGUAUUAUUAUGUAAUUUUAAAAAAUAUUUAUAGCAAAGAUUGAAACAUUAGAGAUAAGUUCCCGAAGAAACAACUACCAUUUAAAGAUGGAGUUACUACUAUAAAUAUUUGUACAGUAAAGUGGUUGAAAAGUAACAGUUCCAACUAUUUAAGAUCGGUAUUACAGAGUAAUGAGAAAGUAAAGGAAAAUUCAUGCCGUGGAGUUAUAAUAGAAUCAAGAAGGAAUGGAAGGAGGUAAGUGAUGUGUUCUGUGAUAGAAAAAUUAUAAUGAAACUGAAAAUAAAAUUCUGUGAAACUGCCACAAGACCAACUGUGAUAUAUGAAACUAAAUGUUAAGUAGGCAGUUAUAAAGAAAGAAGAACAACGUAUUCAUGUAGCCGAUUGGCACCGAAAAGUUGCUGGAUGCAAUUUCCUGGAAAGAGUAGGAAAACCAAAGAAGAUGUGGUGGGAAACAUUUAGACAAAUUCUGACUGCGAAGGAGUUAGCAGAUAUAUUGGCAUGACUCAAGACGGAAACGUAUGAAGAACUGAAGAGAAUUGUGACUGAGUCCUUACAUAUUCCUCCCUUCAUAUAAAAAUCAUCACGACCUCACAAAUAUGGCUCCUGCGCAUGUUGAAUAUGUGCGGCAAUAUCUAGCGGCCUAUCGAUGUUGUUAUUUUUGACAUUUUUUUAUUUGAUGUAGUACAAAAUCUAAUACACUGCAAGAUCACUACGUUCAUAAUGUAGUUAAUCAAAUUCACAUUUUUACAUAUAUUAAGAGUAGAAGAAUACACUGAUAACAGGUUGCUAGUUAAAAAUUGGCCGAAAAUAUUUUUAAUUCAGUUAAUAGUAUUUAGUUUUUGAACAAAAAUUUUAUUUCGUUCAUUUCUUUUUUAAAUAUUUAAAUAAAAUACGCUGCACAUGACGUAUAUGCAUGUUUUUUUUAUAUAAAAUUAAAGCUAUUUUUUUUUAAUAUGAUGAUAUAGGGUUGCCUAGGAAAAAUUGAUCACAAAUUAGGAUUGCCAGCCGUUAAAAACGCGAGGUAUUAAAGGUAAAGUAAAAUAGAGUUAGCGGUCAUUUAACCGUGAUAAUCCGCAGUCGAGGAUUUGGAACAAAAUUACAAACUAGCGUCUGAAAUAAAAACUUUUGCUGAACCGGCAUGAACCACAUUAAAUAUAUUUCCAUAAUAACCACCUGGUUCACAUACACUUCUAUUGUUGUCAUCUAGCUAUAACAUCAUUUUAUAUCUUCUAGAAAAAAUCCGCGUUUCGUCUAAAAAUACAACUUCACGUGGAUAUGUACUAUUUCUGUUUUCCAUGUAUUUACGAUAUGAAUUCUUUCAGUUAAAGCUCUUUGAUGACCUUCUUUUUUAAAUUUAAAGCCUAAAUCUUUUAAUAUUCUACUCAAAGAGGUUUUACUUAUAUAUUAAUUUCUUUAGCCUAGCAACGCUUCAUGGGUUACAUGUUUCUCUAGAAAGGUUUUUAUUUUAAUAAAUUAAUACCUAUUAAUAAUAUUAAAUUAAUACUUUUAAUAAAUGUAACAUGUUAAAUCCUUGUCGUAAUUCUCAACAGACAGUUGGUCAGAACCUCACAGCGUUGCCAAAACAUUAGAAUAGUUAGUAAGUGAGGAAUUUUUAAAAUGUUAACUAUUUGUCAAGUUAUUAUAUUAACAGUAAAUACACUUAGUUUUAAGACUACUGCAACACACUAAAAUUCAUAAGAAAACAUUUUAAUUCAAAAUUAUUUAUUUUAAAUUUACCUCUUUUAGAGCAUUAAUAGUAAAAACGUCCCGCCAUUAUUUCUUGUUCCAAAUAAUCUAUCUUAUAUGAAAGCUUAUCAGCUUUCUACAGACUAUUUAGUUGUUUUGGCAUAGCA
Diabrotica balteata is the source of this 3819-nucleotide messenger RNA. The record is from the annotation of a GenBank genome assembly. Lineage: Eukaryota; Metazoa; Arthropoda; Insecta; Coleoptera; Chrysomelidae.